AAAUAUUACUUUAGAUAUUAAAUAUUUUAUAGAAAUGACAAGUAUUACAAUAUCAGCAGUUCGAACACGAACAAGUAUACUUGAUAAAUCAUUAAGUAAGGGAAAGGGAGAGGUUAGCUUGAGUUGUUUCGCACUUCUGUUUUCAGAACUUGUGCAAUACUGCCAAAAUCGAGUUUACACCGUCCCAGAAUUACAAAAUAAAUUGGCAGAGAUAGGUACAGAGGUUGGUCAUAAAGUAACAGAUUUACUCGUUGUACGGGAAAAAGGUGGAAAGCGCGAGAUAAAAUUAUUAAAUAUUUUAUUAUUUAUUAAAAGUACGGUAUGGAAGUCAUUGUUUGGUCGUGAAGCUGAUAAAUUAGAACAUGCAAAUGAUGACGAACGGACUUACUAUAUCAUAGAAAAAGAAGCACUAGUAAAUAAAUUUAUAUCAGUUCCAAAAGAUAAAGGAAGUCUAAACUGUGCUUCUUUUAUUGCUGGUAUAGUUGAAGCUAUUCUUUGUGAUUGUGGUUUUCAAGCAAAAGUCACUGCACAUUGGCAUAAAGGAACAACAUAUAUGGUUAAAUUUGAUGAUGCAGUUGUUGCUCGUGAUAAACAACUCGAAGAUCGAUAAUUAAAGACAUAGGAAAGAAAUUAAAAGUAAUAAGAUAAAAUUUUAUAUUCCAAUACAAUUAAGGAAUGAAUAUCUUUGAAUUAAAAAUAUAAAAAAAGAAUUCCUUGGUUUUGUUUGUGGUCGAUUUAAAUUAUUUUCACAGAUAAACAUUUCAGCAUUUCAUAAUAAUUUUCCUUUGUUUAUUGAAAAUGGAAUCAUAUGUGCGAAAAUGAAGUGCCAGCAAAUAAAAUGACAUGUACAUAGUUAUAGCAUUUUAUAUUUACUAAUGAAGUAUUUAUUUUAUAUUUUAUUGUACAGAUGCUGACAUAUAUAUUGUAAGUUUAAGAUCUACAAAUAUACAAUUGGAAAAA
Bombus impatiens (common eastern bumble bee) is the source of this 960-nucleotide messenger RNA. RefSeq names its product trafficking protein particle complex subunit 5 (gene Trs31). Gene Ontology annotation, biological process: endoplasmic reticulum to Golgi vesicle-mediated transport. The coding region runs from base 35 to 610 and encodes 191 amino acids. Gene Ontology annotation, cellular component: TRAPPII protein complex; TRAPPI protein complex; TRAPPIII protein complex. The transcript is spliced from 3 exons. The record is from RefSeq and is a predicted model, not a curated record. Lineage: Eukaryota; Metazoa; Arthropoda; Insecta; Hymenoptera; Apidae.